This is a messenger RNA of Daphnia carinata, 1352 nucleotides long. Its product is annotated as opsin, ultraviolet-sensitive-like. Gene Ontology annotation, cellular component: membrane. Gene Ontology annotation, molecular function: G protein-coupled receptor activity. Lineage: Eukaryota; Metazoa; Arthropoda; Branchiopoda; Diplostraca; Daphniidae. Gene Ontology annotation, biological process: G protein-coupled receptor signaling pathway; visual perception. The coding region runs from base 48 to 1187 and encodes 379 amino acids. The transcript is spliced from 7 exons. The record is from RefSeq and is a predicted model, not a curated record.
GGCUUUGCAUUUCAGUCAGCUGUAGAUCACGAAUCUCGAGCACCACUAUGUUACUCCCGAACGAUUGGCAGGACUUCAAUAAUGAAUCUACCGGACCGAUAGCACAGUCUUGGAAGUACGAAUCCAAGAUGAAUGGUUGGAACACCCCAGCUGACUACAAAUCAUACGUCCAUCAACAUUGGCUGAACUACGAAGAGCCUAAUCCGAUGCUUCAUCAUUUGCUCGGCGUGCUCUACAUCUUUUUUAUGAUUGCAAGUUGCCUAGGCAACGGAAUAGUCAUUUACAUUUUUAGCACGACAAAAGAGCUGAAGACGCCCAGCAACAUUUUGAUUCUUAACUUGGCCAUUUGCGAUUUUAUUAUGAUGGCCAAGACACCAAUCUUCAUUUUGAAUAGCUUCAGCGAAGGUCCCAUUUUUGGUCGAUUGGGUUGCUCUAUCUACGGCCUGUUGGGCGCUUACACCGGACCCUGUGCGUCCGUCACUAACGCUGCCAUUGCUUACGAUCGCUACAGGUGCAUUUCUGAUCCGAUGGGUAAACGAUGGUCCAAAAGUCAAGCUUCGUUGAUUGUUCUCGGCUGUUGGGUUUAUGCCAGUCCCGUGUCUCUGCUCCCGUUCACGGAGUUCGUCAACCGUUUCGUGCCAGAGGGCUAUUUGACUAGCUGCACAUUUGACUACAUGACCGACACAUUUGAAACGAAAAUGUUCGUUUUCUUGUUGUGGAUCUGGUGCUGGAUCAUUCCCCUUUCGGUCAUUAUAUUUUCCUAUGGUAAAAUAACUACUCAAGUGAUGACUCACGAAGCUAGUCUCAAUGAACAAGCCAAGAAGAUGAACGUUGAAACGUUGCGAAGUGGAGCAAACAAGGACGUUCGCAACGAAAUUCGUGUGGCUAAAGUUGGAAUUUCACUUACGACGCUGUUUCUAUUGUCGUGGACACCCUAUUUCAUGAUCGCUUUUAUCGGAUGCUAUGGAAAUCGCUCAUUGCUAACACCGGGAUUAUCAAUGAUCCCAGCUUGCACCUGUAAACUGGCUGCUUGUGUCGAUCCUUUCGUAUACGCCAUCAAUCAUCCAAAAUACCGAUUGGAAUUGAUGAAAAGACUGCCAUGGCUUUGCGUUCAUGAAAGGGACGAAUCUGCAAAAGAAGAAAGCUCUAACGUUUCGGAAAUAAGCGAAGCUGAAUCCAGGACAUAAACAUCAUUUAUCACGAACGAUCUAACCUCUCGACGAUUCCAAAAAAAAACUAUUAUAAAUAAAAAUCUAAGUUGCUACAUUUCGUUUCUGUUGCUGCGCUCUCCUUUAGCAAGUAAAGAAAUUUCAACACUCAUUUGUAUUUAACACCAGUCAGGUAGUCCAUCU